Molecule: messenger RNA, 1767 nt
Organism: Metopolophium dirhodum (rose-grain aphid)
Lineage: Eukaryota; Metazoa; Arthropoda; Insecta; Hemiptera; Aphididae
Product: acyl-CoA Delta-9 desaturase-like
Exons: 7
Coding region: 563-1552 (329 amino acids)
Biological process (GO): unsaturated fatty acid biosynthetic process
Cellular component (GO): endoplasmic reticulum membrane
Molecular function (GO): stearoyl-CoA 9-desaturase activity; iron ion binding
Source: RefSeq, a predicted model, not a curated record
CCGGCAAGGCGGCAACCGGUCCGUUUGCCGGUACAAUUGUUUAUCAUUCUCGUACCAAUCGGCAAUCACUAAUGUACAAAAAAAUGUUUAAAAAUGUUUAAUAAAAAAUUUAUAUUAAGUCGACUUCAGUUAAUUUGAUUAAAAUAUCAUAUUUGUGUGUCGUAUACUACGUACUACGAAGGUACGAACUACGAAAUACGAAUUGCAUUGUAUAAAUACGACGCGCGGACUCGUUUCGAAGAACCGCGUUCCAAAGAUGUGUAUGUCUACCACCUUUGACCCGGCUCUAAUCUCAACAAUCUGAAUUCCGAACUUCUCCACAGGUAUAUAAAAUCAAUCGCGGUUCUUGGAUAAUCAUUAGUUUACGUGAAUCCACCGCAACCAGUGAAAGAAUGAACACUUCCAGAGCCAUGGACGCCACCGGAGCCGAGGACACGGCGACGAACACGAUGAUGGAGGAUUUUACGUGACAAUAUGAGUGGAAUAGAUUUUUUAUACUUGUUUUAUAUAUUAGACAGAUAUCACUUCAGUGGACAAUAAUAAACAAGACAGAGUGAAUAACAUGUCGAGUUCUCUCGAACCAGUAAAGAUUGAAAUAAUAUGGAGCAUUGUAUUAUUCUUUGUUUUUGGUCAUCUGUCAGCUAUUUAUGGAUUAUACUUAAUGUUUACAUCAACUAAAUUACUCACAACAUUUUAUGGAAUAUGUUCAUGGAUAAUAUCAGGUUUAGGUGUAACAGCUGGACUUCACCGUUUGUGGUCACAUAAAUCAUACAAAGCAAAAUGGCCUUUACGAUUUAUUUUAAUGUUGAUGAGUACCAUGGCAUUUGAGAAUCAUAUUUAUGAGUGGUGCAUGGACCACCGAAUUCAUCACAAAUAUACAGAUACAAACUCAGACCCACAUAAUGCUAAGAGGGGAUUUUUUUUCUCACACAUUGGGUGGCUUGUAGUUCGUAGACACCCAGAUUACUACGACAAAUGCUCAAAAAUUGAUAUGUCUGAUUUAAAAAACGAUUCCAUAGUUAUGUUUCAAAAAACAUUUUAUGUUCCAUUACUAUUAUUGUUUUGCUUUUUCAUUCCCACAAUAGUACCUGUUUAUAUUUGGAACGAAACAUAUGUUAAUGCAUUUUUUACUUCCACAAUGCUGCGGUAUAUUUUCACUUUGAAUAUGACAUGGUUGGUAAACAGUGCCGCUCACAUCUGGGGUAAACGUCCAUAUGAUGAAUCCAUUAAUCCAUCUGAAAAUCUCUCUGUGUCACUUGGAGCUUUAGGCGAAGGAUGGCACAAUUACCAUCAUGUGUUUCCAUGGGAUUACAAAGCGGCUGAACUUGGAAAUUACAGAGCAAACUUGACAACUGCAUUCAUAGACUUUUUCUCACUUAUUGGUUGGGCUUAUGAUAUGAAAGUGGUCUCAAAUGAUAUGGUUUUAAAAAGAGCCAAUAGGACCGGAGAUGGUUCACAUCCUGAUGGUGAUGGAAUCUGGGGAUGGGAUGAUUCUAACAUUUCAAUUGAAGAUCGAAAAUUAACAACUGUCAUCAAUAAAAAGUAUGAUUAAAAAAAAAAUUAUAAUAAUGUUCAUCUAUACCUUCUGGCGCCUAGCCUUUAUUAUUAUAAAAUGAAAUUUUUUAUUUUAUUGUAUUUAUAAAUAUUAUAUACAUGUAUUUAAAAUCUCUUUUUAUACUUCAAAUGAUUUCAUUUUUUUAAAAUUAUGUUGAUCAUGUUAAUAUUACAAUUGUAUUUACACUGAAAAUAUACACAAUGUACGAAUAA